AUGCUUUGUAGAACUGUGAACACGAAUCGCAGGAUCGUGAAAUGGUUGGUGUCAGGUGAACCCCAGGUUGCAACCCUGAUUCGAAGCGUCGCCUGCCCUAAUUUAUAUCAAAUAAGCACUAGAUGUUUUAGCCCCCAACAACAGAAUUCCAAAUUCUUUAACAAGGCCAAAGAAAGCAUAAAUAGCACCAUGGUUUCGUUUAAGAUAAACAAUACAUCACCAUCUAUCCUCGUAUUCAACCAAUCUUCAAAUAUCUCAUUCCAUCAUUAACAACCAUGGCUCAAGUCGAUGGCACGUGCGACCCGGCGUUUUCAGCCGUGCGUGAUAUUUUGCAGCAGAACAUUUCUUCUGACAAGGAGCUUGGCGCCUCCAUCUGCGUUAGCGUCAAGGGGAAGACUGUCGUGGAUAUAUGGGGCGGCUACGCAGACAUAGCACGUUCAAAGCCAUGGAGCGAGAAUACGAUUGUUUCGGUCUGGUCCAUGACCAAGACGGUCAUGAAUCUGGCGAUGUUGCUUCUGAUCGAUCGCGGCAUGGUGGAUCCGGAUGCCCCAGUUAUUAACUACUGGCCCGAGUUCGGUGUCAACGGCAAAGAGGGCGUAUUGGUUCGACACUUUAUGAGCCACACUGCUGGCCUGCCAUCCUUCGAUCCCCCGAUCGACGAGGCCACCCUGUUUAACGUGCCUCAGGCGACUGAAAACCUGGUUCAACAGAAACCCUGGUGGACACCGGGCACGGCACACGGGUAUCACCUUACCUCCCAGGGACAUCUCAUUGGGGAGUUAGUCCAUCGCGUCACGGGGAAAACGCUGGGCGACUUUAUUCACGAUGAGCUUGCUGUUCCCCGUAAUGCCGACUUCCACCUCCCAGUGGCGGAAGAAGAAUGGGAUCGGAUCGCAGAAAUGGUUCCUGGAACGAAGGCCAUGGACCUUUCCAUGCUCGAUCCGAACAGUAUCACGUAUCGCGCUAUGACUGGUAAUCCUGCUAAUCAAAACGCUCCCAAAGAGCCUGCCUUCCGUCGCAGUGGUAUUGGGUCCAUGGCUGGCUUUACCAACGCACGCGGGGCUAACGACAUUCUAUCCAUCAUCACGCAGAAUGGCACCGUGGACGGGAAACGCUUCUUGAGCCCUGAGACGAUCGCAAAGAUCUUCGAGGUGCAGGCCAGUGGCCAGGACCUGGUUAUUGGAUUAAAUAUUGAAUGGGGACUUGGUUUCGGCAUCGGCGCGCAAGGUACCAUAAACUGGCUGCCAUCUGGCAAAGUGGCCUUCUGGGGAGGAUGGGGAGGGUCGUUUGCGCUUAUGGAUCUCGAUCGUCAAAUGACUUUCACUUAUGCGAUGAAUAAGAUGGGCAUGAGUAUUCUUGGAAAUGAGCGAACGGGUGAUUAUGUACGGGCUGCUUAUGCGGCGUUGGACGGGUAUAACGCGUGAUAGUUGACUAUAUUGCCAUCGAUGUAGCGUUC
Molecule: messenger RNA, 1456 nt
Organism: Aspergillus pseudonomiae
Lineage: Eukaryota; Fungi; Ascomycota; Eurotiomycetes; Eurotiales; Aspergillaceae
Product: serine hydrolase domain-containing protein
Exons: 1
Coding region: 276-1424 (382 amino acids)
Source: RefSeq, a predicted model, not a curated record